CGGAGCAUGUGUGAGCCACAGAGGUUGCCGCUUGCCUGGGAGCUGAAGGGUGCCUGCCUCUCUCGGGCGGGACGGUGAAGUCCGCGGCUGAAGGAUUGCAGCAGAGGAGAAGGGGCUGCCCUGAGGGUUUGGAGGGCCCAGAUUUCGGGGGGAGGGGGGACGUCCCGGCCGCGAGGAGUAUGGCAUCGCUGGCUGACCGAGUGCGGGGCAAUGGGCGCAUCGCCGCCGGGCUCCUGCUCAACCUGCUGGUGUCCAUCUGCAUCGUGUUUCUCAACAAAUGGAUCUAUGUGCACCACGGCUUCCCCAACAUGAGCCUCACGCUGGUGCACUUCGUGGUCACCUGGCUAGGCUUGUUUAUCUGCCAGAAACUGGACAUAUUUGCCCCCAAAAGUCUGCCGCCUUCCAGACUCCUCCUCCUGGCUCUCAGCUUCUGUGGCUUCGUGGUCUUCACCAACCUCUCCCUGCAGAACAACACCAUAGGCACCUAUCAGCUGGCCAAGGCCAUGACCACGCCGGUGAUCAUAGUCAUCCAGACGCUCUGUUACAAGAAAACCUUCUCCACCAAAAUACAACUCACGCUGUGGGUAGGAGCCAAACAGCAUGAAUUGCAAGUCAAUUCCAUGCAGCUGCUGUAUUACCAGGCGCCCAUGUCUUCUGCCAUGUUGCUGAUCGCUGUACCCUUCUUUGAGCCAAUGUUUGGAGAAGGAGGGUUAUUUGGUCCUUGGUCAGUUUCUGCUUUGCUUAUGGUGCUGCUGUCUGGAGUAAUAGCUUUCAUGGUGAACUUAUCAAUUUAUUGGAUCAUUGGGAAUACUUCACCAGUCACCUACAACAUGUUUGGACACUUCAAGUUCUGCAUCACCUUAUUUGGAGGAUAUGUUUUAUUUAAGGAUCCUUUGUCCGUUAAUCAAGGGCUUGGCAUGUUAUGUACAUUAUUUGGUAUCCUUGCCUAUACUCAUUUUAAGCUUGGUGAACAGGAAGGAAACAAGAGUAAGCUGGUACAACGUCCUUAAUUGAGUUUUUGUGGAGAAAAGAGAGUCGCCCCAAGAAGACAAAAUAAUGCUGUAUAAGUUAUUUUCAAAGAAGGAAAACAAAUGAUAAAGCAAAAUUCAUGGUGGUGUGCAAGAAGUAAUACAAAAGAAAUGUUACUCGUAAAUAUGACUUUCUCUUUUUGAACACCCUUUUUCUCUCAAAAUUUAAUUAUCACUCAUCUUUUCUGCAAAGAUGAUUGUAUGAAAUACAGAGGAUGGUUUGGUUAUACUGAAUGAAGUUCUAUAAUGACAAAGGAAUUCAAAUUACAUACUACAGCUGUUUUGUGGCUUCAGUAUGCAUCUGCCUCUGUGUGAAGGGCACCUCUUGCUCCUAGAUCAGCCCCAGUGUGAGCUCUGUUACCAUUUCAGACAUAGUGUUCAAGUCAGAAUUUAACUCUAGGACUCCUAAUUUAGUUGGGUUAGUGUAACUUCCUGCUUAACUUCAUUAUAGAAAUAGUUGUCAUAUAUAAAAAGCUAAGUAAUUGUAAAGAAGAUGAUCUUAAGACAAAGUCCAACUCUAAAAGUACUAUUUUUCUAGGAGAAAUCUGAUAGGUCAUACAUUAUCCAAAAAAAAAAAAAAAACAGCCUACACUUUCUACAAAUAUUCUCUUGUUUUUGAAUUUUCAGUGAAUUCUAGAAACUAAAUGUGGAAUUAGAAAAAAAGCAGUUCCGGGGCCUCCCUGGUGGCACAGGAGUCAAAGACAGCACUACCAAGCUACACGCAGCCACUGCAGCAGAUGUUCCACUCCCCACACUCACCCCUACCUGCCAGGGAGCUAACCCACAUGAUGCAGCGGACCUCUCCUCAACAGUGUUUCAGUACAUCUGCCCGUUCUGUU
Molecule: messenger RNA, 1867 nt
Organism: Condylura cristata (star-nosed mole)
Lineage: Eukaryota; Metazoa; Chordata; Mammalia; Eulipotyphla; Talpidae
Gene: SLC35E3
Product: solute carrier family 35, member E3
Exons: 4
Coding region: 180-1010 (276 amino acids)
Cellular component (GO): Golgi apparatus
Molecular function (GO): nucleotide-sugar transmembrane transporter activity; antiporter activity
Source: RefSeq, a predicted model, not a curated record